AUGUUCAAACAUCAAAUCGAAGGAAUGAUGUGGUGUUUGGCUGUUGGUGAUGCCUUGGGCAUUCCGUUUGAAUGCAAAACUUAUUCAGAGAUUUUAAAAAUGCGGGAAAAUGCGGAGGAGAAAUUGGAAAAUCCAUAUAGGAAGUGUUGUGGCCAUCCGUUCAUUCCUGAUGAUUUUGAACCGGGAAUGUAUACGGAUGAUACACAAUUGAGUUUGGCCAUGUUUCGUGCAUUGGAAAGGUAUGGACACAAGUUGAGUGAUCAAGUAGAAUUUGAGAAAUCAUUAAUGCCCUUAAUAGUUGAGGAACAUGUCAAGGAAUUUGAAAAAUCAAUUGUUGGUUGGGGAGGCACACGUGAUGCUAUCAAGAGGUUACAACAGAAAACACAUUCGUAUAAGGAUUCGGGUAAUGUUGGAGCUGUUGGAAAUGGAGUGAUUAUGAAGUUGGCUCCCCUCUUCUUGUUUUAUUUCAGAGAAUUGAAAUUGGAUGAAUUGACAAGAGAGGAAGCUAUAGAAAAGAUUGAAAAUAUUUCAAAUGAAUGGUUGAAUGACCAAGUGACUGUAAUUACAAAAAUGACACAUGACACUCAAUCAUGCAUUGUAACCAGUUGCUUAAUGAUUAGAUUUGGAAUGUUAAUUUUACUAUAUGGAAAGGAAUUUAUCAAUUUCAAGAAGGAAAUCUUUUCAAAUUUAUUGAAAUAUUGUAAAGAAUUGGAAAUUAAUGAUAUAGCAAAAAGUAUUACAACAAGAAUUCAAACUCUAAUUGAUAAUUUGGAUGAUUUGAAAGAUGACUUGACUCUUGUGAACAUUACUAACGGAGGAACGUUUGAAAGUGUGAAUAGCUUGAUGAUGGUUAUUGGAAUCGUCAUGUCUUUGCAACCAAAUCAGAAACCUUUCGAACUGAUUGAAAGGGCAGCAUAUAUUGGUGGUGAUUGUGAUUCUAAUGCAUCCAUGGUUGGUGGCUUGAUUGGUUCUGUGUUUGGAAAGCAAAUUAUUCCAGAUUCGUAUAUUAAGCAUCUUGUUUUUGAUUUUGAAAUUUGUGAAUAAAUUAAACUUGUC
This is a messenger RNA of Naegleria gruberi, 1056 nucleotides long. RefSeq names its product ADP-ribosylation/crystallin. Bases 1 to 1044 code for a protein of 347 amino acids. The transcript has a single exon. NCBI's taxonomy places the organism in Eukaryota, Heterolobosea, Eutetramitea, Acrasida, Naegleriidae. The record is from RefSeq and is a predicted model, not a curated record.